AUGAAUAUUUCUACUAAUUCAGUUAUGGAACGCUACUUUAAGAGAAGGUUCGCAUCAACUACUUCUAGUUCGGAUAAUGUGGGUAGUUUGAGUUCGAGAGAUGUGGGUAUUUCAAGAGAUGUGGAUAGUUCAAAAGAAAAAUUGGAUUUAGGGUGUAGUGACGCCUUCACAUUUAUGGGUUUUAGGAAUUGGAAGAAGAAAGAUAAAAUUAGGCAACAUGUUGGAGCUGUUGGAACUUCUCUUGAUUGCGUGAGAUUUUUGUUGAGGCAAGGUCUUCCUUUUCGUGGGCAUGAUGAGAGUGACACUUCAAGCAACAAGGGGAAUUAUUUGGAGCUCUUACAAUUUCUUGCUCAUCAUGAUGAGAAAGUGAAAGCAGUUGUGUUAGAAAAUGCUCAUGGGAAUCUCAAGUUAAUAGCUCCAACAAUUCAAAAAGAUCUUGUGAAUGCUUGUGCCACUGAAACUAUUAAGAAAAUCAUUAAAGAUAUGGAUGGUGCAUUCUUCUCCUUAUUAGUUGAUGAAUCACGUGAUGUGUCAGUAAAAGAACAAAUGGCGGUGGUGUUUCGUUAUGUGGACAAAAAUGGGGAUGUAAUUGAGAGGUUUGUGGGCAUUCGACAUGUUAGCGACACUACAUCAAACUCACUCAAGGAAGCUAUUGACACAUUAUUUUCAAGAGAGGAAUUGAGCAUUUCCAUGCUAAGAGGACAAUGA
This is a messenger RNA of Prunus persica (peach), 708 nucleotides long. RefSeq names its product zinc finger MYM-type protein 1-like. The transcript has 3 exons. The record is from RefSeq and is a predicted model, not a curated record. NCBI's taxonomy places the organism in Eukaryota, Viridiplantae, Streptophyta, Magnoliopsida, Rosales, Rosaceae. Bases 1 to 708 code for a protein of 235 amino acids.